AGUAGAGAGAGAUAGGAAGAGAAAGUAGGAGAGAGGGGGGGAAUUUUAGUUAGUUAGUAUAUUUAAGUUUUUUUUCAUGUAUAUAGGGUGUAAUUUCCCUUAGUUUUUCCGUAGGAGUUUUUUAUCGCCUUGCGUCAACGCUUGCAUUUAUAUAAAAGCGCCAACAUAAAUUUUCUCAAGGUUAUUGGACUGAUUUUGCCAUGUAGCCGAUCAAUUCAUAGAUUUUAGAGAAUAGUUACAGAUUUAGAGAAAGAGUUAUAAUUGGUAAUAAGAUGGGCGCGAGCUGAUUACUUCAUAUUUAAUACUUGCUUUGCUUCAUACGAAUAGUAAAAUUUUAAACAUGUAUUUAAUUUGUCGAAAAUAACUAUUUGUUAUUUCAAAUACUUGUUCAAAAAUAUGUUAAUUGUAAAUUAUAUUUUCCAUUCGAUUACUCACUACUUGUAAAUACUUGUGAAUUACUGAAAAUAUUUUCGAGUUUUUGAAAUUACUUGCAAGAUAAUCAUACAAAACUUUAUCUUGUUUACCUGAUUUGAAAAAGAACCACGGAAAUUAUUCCAUACAAAAUAUUUGUACUUAUUUUCAAGAAAAUAAAACAAAAAACGUAAUCAUGUCGAUAAGAAUGUACUAUCUAAUCUAUUAAUUUAGGGAUUGGUUUUUAUCUACUACUUAAAGUUGUCAUUUAAGUUUUGGUCUCUUUCAUAAAUGUUACUAGAAUAUAUCACACUACUUUAUAAAUGGAACAUACCUACUUAAACUUAACCAAUAUACAUACAACCGGAUUACUUAAUCUAAAUCAAUAUCUAAUAUAUUAAAACCAUCCAAAAUUAAACAAAAACCACAACGACAGGUUAUUGCUCUAAAUAAAGCAAUCCAAUAAAACUAAACCAACAGGUUAUCAUGUUUAGUAUAGAUGUCCGUCUUUCCUUCUCUUCAGAUCACUACCUGACACAUAAAAAAACUCAAAUUAUUUUCUAUUUUGUCCAUCUUUCAUCAUACUAACCAUUCUAACAAAUAAAAAAUCUGAUUAUGAACACAAAAUUAUCUGUAUAUAAGCUUCAAUCAUAUAUAGAUUAGAUCAUGACUUUUGUUUACGUUACAUAUGUUUUGUUUAUUUGUUUAUUAUAGCCGAAGAUACAAUUCAUACCCGUAUACAAUAUAUGUUCCUUUAUAUAAAAGUAUAUAGAUUAGAUAUUUUGUAAUUUCAAUUCGUUUAAUAUUUAAUGAUUAUCUACAUACAGUCGAUAUCCAGAAUAUUCUAUCCACAUUAAGAUUUGCCAAUAGAGUCUGGAACAAAGCCUUCAGAUACGUGCAGUGUGUGUGUUAUCUCAACGCAGCUGAGCUUAGCUUUUCAUAUCCAAUAUAUUUCAAUCUGCCAAUGUUUGUAACAAGCUCGAUUUAUUAGAUUAGAUAUUAUGAAUAAACAAACACUCAAAGAAAAUUAUGAAACUUAUCUUUUCUGUUUCUCGAUUGACUUGACGACAAAAGUUUGUUACUCAUUUGGGUUUAGAUAAUAUCCUUUGUUAAAUUAAAUUUGUCACAAGGCAUGAUCCAUAAACUAUUAAAUAACCCAAACUUUUGAUCUUAAAAACAUCCAUUAAAAUUUUAUGGGCUAAAUGUGUUUAAUAUUUUUAACAAACUAAUUAUGAUUAGUUAUAAGCAUAACUAAUAAAGGUUUUAAAAUUAUAUAAUAUUUAAAAAAAAAUCGAAUAUUUUAAAUUUAACAAAUGUAAGUUUAAAGUGAUCCAAAUCAAACUAUUAUACUGAAAAUGAAACAAGAUUCAAUACAAACUAACAACAUAUACAACACAAAUUAUAACACCACUAAAAAUUAGAUAUAGAUGUCAAAUAUAUAUAUAAAUAUUACACAAAAAUAUUUAUAAAAAUUAUAUACACAUAUCAUAUACAAAAAAAAAUUAAAAUUAAAAUUAGAUGAAUCAAUUUCCGCGCUUCAGCGCGGGUUAGAAUCUAGUUUACUUUUUAUAACGAAGAAAUAUCUAUUUCUGAUUUUAGGCUUUCAUUUUUAUAGUUUAAUUAUUAUUUUUUUAAUCAAAAAAAAAGUAACAGAUAAUAUCACACCGAGUGAUAUUUGUUAUAUUUAUUAUUUAUUUUAUAUUUGUAAGUAUUAAAACUCAAAUAAAUAAUUGAAAAGUCAAGUUGAAUACCAAACAAGUAAUAGAAGAUAUCAAAAAAAAAUCCUCUCUCUUCUAUUUUCUUUUUUGAAACCCCAAAGGCAAAUCUCUGUGGCUCCCACUCGUUGGCGGCGCGUGAGCGUCCUUUCUGACGCUGAAAGCUCCCUUCUUCUCUCUAAAUCUCUGUUUUUCUUUUUGCUUCUCUCCUAUCAUCUUCACUCUCUUCGCUUUGCUCGGCGUUUAUGUGCCUAGGGCUUCGUCCGUGACAUCUUCGCACGUGAGAAGGUUCUACUCGGUUUUAUAGAUUGCUAGGUUUGGAGCGGUGGCGCGGGGUUGGUGAUACCUCAUGCUGAGGAGUCGACUCUUAGGGUUUUGUAAGUGGUUCAUUUUUCCUCUUGGAGAGGCAGUGGCACGUAGAGGAGGCUCAGUGACUCGUCGAUGGACACUUCUGCAGUUUUCGGGCUGUAUGUAGUCCUACGCGAAGGUCGUGUGGUGGCGGUGCUUUGUCCUCUCUUGGGUGUCUAUGACUGCCCUGUUUUGACUACUCUCGACUUGAGAGCUUUGGAAAUCCGGUUACUCGAAGGCGUUUGUAGCUUGUGUUGUUGGCGUGUGUCGGAGCAUUUGGUGGUCUUUAGUGAAUUGCUGCUAUGGAGCAGUGUUGGUGGCGUCGUCUAUGGCGGCUCCAAGGAGAAGUUUCAGUCUCCCUCUCAAUUUUUGGUCCUCUUCCCGUCUGGUUUAUGUCGUCAAUCGGCUGUGUGUCGAUUUGCUUUCGAUUGUUUCUCACCUGUUUGAGCUUUGUAAAGCUUGAUCCUUACCACAUGAUUAAGCUUCAGGCGGAAAAAAACUUACUUUUAUCCGGUUCUCGAAGGGGUGACCGACGAGGGCUUCGAGAGUCUUUGUUAUUCAGUGGGCCUCCUCUUUCCUCGGUGGUUCGGUCGGUGGUGGCAGCAUACCUCAGCGCUUGGGGAUUGUUGUGCUCAUGGUGGUGUUGCUUCACUAAUGUUUUGCAGGUCAUGGAGUGAUUAUGACAUUGGCUAGUUGCGGCUGUCUCGUGUCCAUCUUUUUUUCAACUUGGUCUAGAAGCCUUCAUUGGUUUCUCGAUCAGUUGGUUCAGCGAUAUAGAAGUUUGUUCAGCAGGUUUGGAGCAAUUUUCACAAGGCACGGACUCAAAACCUUCUUCUAUAUGUGUUUGGUCGUUCAUCGCGUCGAAAGUUAUGAGUUUCAAAAAAUUACCGGAAGCUAGCUACUCCAAAGACGACUUGGGAGUUCUAGGCAUCCAAGAGAACAAGGAGAACUUCAUGGUCUCAGGAUCAUCGUCUACGGCAACGAACAACAAACAGUUCCAAAAAAAUUAAAAGUUGAGUUAUCGGAAUGUGUCAGGUUUAGUGGAUGGGCGAAAGUACCUUUGUAAUACAACGACUGAGGGAGUUUUUGUUCAAUUUGGGCUUGUAACUGGAUAAAAAAAUUCUUGUUCAUAAGUUGAAUUAAAUAAUAUGUUUUUUUUUGUAACAUUUUAAAUAAUAUGUAUAUAUUUUUUUUUAAAGGUAAUGGAGGAUAUAAAGCAAGCAACAGUAUUUAUGUUUACCCCUACUAAUUGGGAAGAUCAUUUACGUGUCAAAAAAUGUACUCUCUUUUCUGAUUUUGUCAGAGAGCAAGUCUAUGUCAUCUGCUAUGUCACAUGUCACUACAAUGCUCUAGUGAUUUACUGAGAUGUUGCAUAAUAUUCUUGGAGACUCAUGUUAUGGUCAAACAGUUUGCUAAUACCUUUUUGUUGAAAUCUGGAUUUGGAUAAAAUAAUGCUUCAGUUUUUAAAAAGUAAUUACAGUCUACGAGUGUUAUCAGUUGAAAACUUAUUUUAUAACACUAUAAAUCACCUCCUCACCUUUGUCAGUGGAUUCGUAACUACACUAUAUAUACCACCUCCGGAUAAAUGUAAUAAAACAUCAUACAACCGUUUCAAAUUUUUUUUGGUUUUGGCUGGAACUUUUUUGAAUAUUCUUCUUGUGAUGAAAUCUCCUGAUGAAUCAAAUGGGUGAAUAUAAAUAUUGACAAUCUCCGACUCACCAAUCUAAACCAGCACCAACCCAUAAGUGCUCUUAGCCUUUGACUUCAUUUCAUAUUUUACUCCUUUCCUUUUCUAUAGCUUAUUGGAUUUCAUGAAUCACCCUCCUCGUCCAUUAUCAUUACCUCGUAUUAUUAACUCUCACUCACUCACUCACACACACACAUAGUAUUAUAUUAGUAUGUGCGCAUGCAUAUAUUAUAUACAAUAUGAUUGGAUGGAUAGGGACGGCCAAGUUAGAGAUGGUGUAAGUUUUGGUAUUAAGUAUUUGUGCGUUAUCGAUGUAUAAAAUUGUUUAUAAUAAUUAGCACUCAAAGUCGUCGUCCCUUAUCGCUCUUUUCGAUAGACCAAUGUAACUAUAAAAGAUUCUUAUCUUUCUUACCUUGAUGAUGUAAUUACCGAAAACGAUCGUAUAAAUGGAUAGAACUUUAUCCUCAAGCUUCGCAUUUAGGGUAAUCCACAUUCAUUAAUAAUAUCUUAUUCAAAAAAAAAUCUUAGUCUUGUUUACUUUUGAUCGUGAAGUAAAUAAAUCUAUAUGUGGUGACCUAACAAAUCAUCGAGUGUUUAAAAGGGAUGACCGCAUGUACAUGACUGGGGACUGAAUGCAUAUUAACCACAACGAUAUAUUCACAUAGUUGUUUUGGUAUAAAAUCUAUCCUAGAGACAAGGUCACCUAACACAUCAAGUGUAUAAAAAUGGAUCGCAUAUGAGUCUAUAUAGAGCUUGGCCAAUCUUAGGCCCUAGAACAACAAGUAUAUACUAAGAUGUUAAUGUAUUAAAUAUGUGUACUAUACCGUAAUGGACGAUCUUUAGCAAUUUUAAAUACUAUUCAAAGCACCAAUUUGCAUUUUCCAGGUCGCAAGAGUCACUUGCUAAGCUGGUCACAGAUUAUAAUAUAAGUAUUAUAGAUGUUUUGGUAAUGAAGUAAAAUUAAAACGAAGGGCAAACGAGAAAACCUGUCGUCGGCGACAACUCACGAUUGCACUUGCCAUAAGCACUCAAGCCCCUAAGCUAGCUAAAGCCACCUCCACUACCACUACUAUAAACUCUUCAAAUAAAUCUCUAUAAAUAGAAACACUCAUGAGAUCUCUUCUUUCCUCAUAUACACUCAUAUACACCACGUUUACUUACAAUUUCAGUCUCCCUCCCUCUCCCUUUCUAUAAAUAGAAAUCAGUUUCAGUGUUAUUGUAACUGUAAUGGCUAAGUUAUGCUUCUCGUUAUACUUCUUGGUGUUUCUUCUGAUAGCCUCAGCCGCCACCGGAAGCCGUCCUCUUGAGCAGACUCCGGCCGGGCUGAAGGUGAGAGAUUUAAGCCCUUCUAUUAAGGCUACGAGCAAGACGGUGGUGGAUGGUGAAGCUACUGGUGGAAGCAGCAUCCAAGGAAAAUCUCCAGAACGUUUAAGCCCUGGAGGAUCUGACCCACAACAUCAUUAGUUAUUUAGGGUUACCUUUAUAAUUAAGAGUUGUUCUCAAUUUCUUCGAGAUAUGUAUUUCUUAUUAAUAACUUGUUGCAAUGAAUCUGUUUUUUAUCUUUUGUAGUAAAAUUGUGAAUUUGCGUUUGUAAGAUUAUUACAAAAGUAUAACAGAUUUAUUGAUAUAUUAUUCUAAGUUUCGUCAUUGUACGUUUGAUAUUCUAAAUUUGGUUAUGUUUACGUUAGAUAUUCCAUAUUAGUAUAUUUCGUUAUGUUUCUGCAACAAGGACUGUAUCAUUAUUAUCAUUUACCUUUUCUAUUUAUAUAUAUACUACUUUGUGCCUUUACAAUAUCUAUAGCAAUGCAAGGUAUUAGGUUGAUUUUGAUGGUCGUCCUGCAUAUAUAUGCGAUGCUGUCUUAUGAUUAUAUAGUGUUUAUGUCGAUUGUGACUAGUCUGAUGAAAAGCAAAAGCAAACAGAUACGUCUAACUUUCAACAUAUAAAAAGUCCAACAAAAUACGUAUUCUUUUGUUUUUUUAAUCGGCAUAGCAGUAGAAAUGGAAUGAAAGUACGUUUAGAUGUGGCCGAUCUCGAUGGCCCGUGCAUAGUAUAAUUUCAUCCAAUAUUAGGUCGCGUUUGUAAUUAAUUGAUCGUUAUAAGCUUAUCAAAUACAAGAUUAAUCUGUUGAAGAGAAUGAAAUUAAAAAAAAAUGAAAUAAACAUGGAACGUCAACAACUGGAAUGAAGGAAGUUACUAAAUGGAAUGAGUAGUCGCUGGAAAACAUUUUGCAACAUAAAUGGUAACCUUUCAGAGGAACAUAAUGGAAUGAAAGUAACUAGAAUUUAGAUCAAACUAUUAAGAAUAUUCUUAAUAUAUGAAAUAAAACCAGCCUACGAAUAUAUGAUAUAUAUAAAACAACCUUUAACAGUGUUUCAUAUAUUUUUCAAAAAAAAUAUAUAUAUAUAUAUAUAAUAUAAUAAUGAUGAACAGAGACAGUACCUGUAAGAGAGGAAUACUUUUCAUUAGUUGGUUUCAUAAUGAACAUACGAUAUGGUGUUAAAUAUAGGAAAUAAGAGGUUGCUAUUAUUUUGUGCAUAAGAUCUACAAGAGUUUUGAAUUUUAAAAUCUUAAUAAAUCUACAUUUUGCGAACAGAUAACAUCUAAACUAAAUUAAAAUAAUUAUUAAUUUAUUUGUAUUCCAUUCCACAUCAUUCACGAUCAUUUUUUAUCCUGAAUCUUUUACAACUACAUUCCACUUGUUUCCAUUUAUUCCAAAAGAAUCAAUGGAAUGGAGUUUAUUUUCUGUUCCAGAUAAAUGGUAGUUUUAUUUUGGAAUGUUGAGGAAUAAGGUAUUCCAAACAGUUAUAUUCCAAAAAAUGCUAAUCCAGUUGCACCCAAAAGUUACUUGGCUGUCAAAAAAAGAGUUAUAUGGUGCGUAAACCCUUUCUCAAAAAAAAAAAAAGGUACAUGGUGCAUGCAAUCUUACAUUCACAUCUGGUUUCUUAACUAAAAGAAACCUUUUGUGAUUAAAAGAAGCUUCUUACACUCAUGACUCAUUUGAUAGUAAAUCCUUUAAUAAGAAAAAAAUAUUUGAUACGUAUAUUAAAAUUCCUCUGAUCUCUUCUUAUGAUUAGAUCGUCUAUUGUUUAAUUGGUAAAAGAAACUAUCGUAAUCUAUUAUGUGCUUUACGUCUUACGAUUAAGGUGAAUCAUUUUUGUUUAGACUUUUUUUUUGUUAAAUGUGUGAUUAAAUAAAGAAAAUAUCGUAAAAUAAAUAAGUUAUAACACUAGGAAUUUGAUUUUUUUUUUUUUUUUUUUUGAAAACUGGCCUUAGGAAGUUGAUUUUUGAAUCUAUUAAAUGCUUUACGUUGUACGAUUAAGGUGAAUACAUUUUUGUUAAGAAUUAAUUUUUUGUUUAAUUGUGUGAAUGAACAAACUUGAUAAAUAUAUGUGAACUGAUGUAUAUGCCGGGUUAUAUGUGAACUGAUUCCGUUUACAGUUUUUCUAAUUCACGUUAAAACUCAAAAAAAAAAUCAACACGUAAGAAUAUAUAUGUUUUUUGUCAUCAGCAUAAAAAAAAAAUAUAUAAUAGGUUUUUUAAAAUAUAUAUAUAUGGCUAUUUAAGUUAAGAUUCGGUCCAUCAUUUUUUUAGUGACAAAAUUUAUCGAAAGGUGUGUUUGUAUUUGAUUAAUCAUAAGCUUUACAGUAAACCAAACACAUAAUACUAUGAUCGGUCAUGAGUAAAAAGUUAGAUUCCGAUGAAAUCAUACCGUAUCAAUUUUUUAAAAAAAUAAGAUUAGUUAACCGCUAACAAUACACUAUUUUAUAAAUUAUUAUUUUUAUUUUUUUGAUAAAAUUUUAUAAAUUAUUUAAUUAUGGAAAAAGCAUUCCACCUAAAAGUCGACGAACGUGAAAACCAAAAUGGUGAUACUCGGCUGAAAAUGGCAUCAUAUAAUAAACGAACAAAAGACGGCGAACGUGAAGCAUUCGUGUUUUACUAAAAGCAAAUCGUAUUUUUAUAAAUAACGCCAAAAACUAAUGACUUAUCACACGACCCAAAUGGAGCCCAUCUGUGUAUUGUUGUAAUUCUUUUCUGUUUAAUAUGGAUUAAUAUCAUCCAAGAUAAAUUAAAGCAUCGUGACCUUAUAAUUUUGUAAACAUACGCACGAUUGGGAUGUUAUAUAAAUCUUAAGAAAUUAAAGUUUAUUGUUUAAUAUCAUAUAAAGUAUAUAAUAUGAUAGUGUGGAUAUCAAUUGGUAUAGGCUUUAGAAUUUAAACAAACCUCGAAUAUAUUACUAAGCACAAAUAUUAGUAGCCAUGCCUUUGUAGUAUAUACUUUAUAGGGUAUACGUUUGUGCAUAAAACAUCUAAUAUUGGGAGGUUAUUAAGUGAAUAUCACACUAUUUAUUAGAAAAAAACAACAAUAAAAAUAGAGAAAGAUAGUAAGAGUUUGUAAGAUACUCAGGAGAACUUCGUAAUGUAUUUGUUUCUCAUAAAUUGAUUCGGUAUGUUUAAAAAAUUAACCUUUUUUAUACUCACACUAUAUUAGAAUAAUAAUAUUUGUUUGAAAUACUUAUAGAGUAUUUCUUGAAUGAAAAUUCUCUAAUAUCCUGAUAAAAUAAUGCAAAAACAAAUGAGUUAUAAGCAGUUUAGGAAUUUACAUCGCUAAAAAAUAUAUUCUUACAAUAUGAUUCAAGAUAUAUAGCAUAAUAGUCUGUUCAUCCGUCGUUAUUAUGUCACCAUCCAUAUUCAAAUUCGAUAUAAUACAUCUUGACGAAACAGAAGAAAGAAAGAAAUAAUUUUUUUUUGAAAAAA
Messenger RNA from Brassica rapa (field mustard), 8916 nucleotides. RefSeq names its product CLAVATA3/ESR (CLE)-related protein 2. Lineage: Eukaryota; Viridiplantae; Streptophyta; Magnoliopsida; Brassicales; Brassicaceae. The record is from RefSeq and is a predicted model, not a curated record.